Rhinolophus ferrumequinum (greater horseshoe bat) is the source of this 447-nucleotide messenger RNA. Its product is annotated as 40S ribosomal protein S18-like. The record is from RefSeq and is a predicted model, not a curated record. Gene Ontology annotation, cellular component: ribosome; small ribosomal subunit; cytosol. NCBI's taxonomy places the organism in Eukaryota, Metazoa, Chordata, Mammalia, Chiroptera, Rhinolophidae. Gene Ontology annotation, molecular function: RNA binding; structural constituent of ribosome. Gene Ontology annotation, biological process: translation.
AUGUCUUUAGUGAUCCUUGAGAAGUUCCAGCACAUUUUGCGAGUACUCAACACAAGUAUUCAUGGGUGGUGGAAAACAGCCUUUGCCAUCACUGUAAUUAAGGGUGUGGGGCGAAGAUAUGCUCAUGUGGUGUUGAGGAGAGCAGACAUCGACCUCACAAAGAGGGCAGGAGAGCUCACUGAGGAUGAGGUGGAACAUGUGAUCAUUAUGUAGAAUCCAUGCCAGUACAAGAUCCCAGACUGGUUCUUGAACAGACAGAAAGAUGUGAAGGAUGGAAAAUACAGCCAGGUCCUGGCUAAUGGUCUGAACAACAAGCUCCGGGAAGACCUGGAGGGACUAAAGAAAAUUCGGGCCCACAAAGGGCUGUGCCACUUCUCAGGACUUUGUGUUCGAGGCCAGCAUGCCAAGACCACAGGCCGCACUGUGAGUGUGUCUAAGAAGAAAUAA